Messenger RNA from Leptinotarsa decemlineata (Colorado potato beetle), 2043 nucleotides. RefSeq lists its product as uncharacterized. The record is from RefSeq and is a predicted model, not a curated record. Lineage: Eukaryota; Metazoa; Arthropoda; Insecta; Coleoptera; Chrysomelidae.
GCUACCAACCCCGGUUCAAUAUCUGAAAAUAAGUUAUUAUUAGUAGUGAUAAUUUUAUUUUGAUCAAGAUUUCAGCUGUUCAGAAUUCUUUUAAAUAAAAUGAUGAAACAGAGUUCUUGAAUAAAAUCAUUAAAUUUAGGCCUUCUAGUUUUUUAUUUACACAGCUUUAAUUAUUAUGUGAUAAAAAUACAAUUUAAGUAUAAAAAUGGAAGACUAUUUCGAGAGUUUUUCGGAUGGAGUAACGAAAUGGGAAAUUUUUAAGGAAAUGGUUGACCUGGAUUUAGGCGAAGAACAGGAACACAAAUCAGUUUCAAGUGUUCAACUGCUUCCAAGACAAGAUGUUUUUUUGUAUGGGACAAUUCCUAAAAUGGAACAAAGAGUUUAUACUAAAUGUAAAGAAUGUAGGCUAGUUUUUAAUCCUCGAGAUAUUUUAUCACAUAAAGCAUGUCCUGGAAAAUCUCAUUCAUCUUCACACAGCCUGAAAAAGAAAGUCAAAAGCAAAGGAAGUAGUAGCAAAAAGUCCCAUUCAAGUCUACCCCCACCACCACUUUUCAAGAAACCUCCAUCCCCAUCAACAGCCGCCACUGCCGGUUCUGCAGCCAUUCCGGAAGUGUCAACUCCUAAAGUAUCUUCACCAAAACCUUCAAAAAUAUCAACAAUUUCAUCCAGUUUAUCUACUCAUACUACUAUCACUACCACAUCCUCUAGUAAAUCCGAAACCAGAGUAUCAUCUAGUUCAUCCUCUUCUUCUUCCUCAAAGCUUACCUCUCAUUCCCCCAGAUCGCCCUCGAAACCCACUUCAGAUCAUUCGCCAAAAUCAAAGACUGCCACCACAACAGAAACUAGUUCAAGUAGCAGUAGUAGUAGCAGCAGCAGCAGUAGACAUAAGAAAUCCAGGAAGAGCAAUAGCAAUACAAAAAUAACAAAGGAGUUCGAUCCAGAUGUUCACUGUGGCGUAGUGGAAGGCAACAGAGGGCCUUGCACCAGGUCUAUCACAUGCUCCAGUCAUAGGAUUCAGUUACGAAAAUUGGUUCCGGGCCGUAGCAAAGAUAUCCAUCAGCUGAUUGCUGAAAGAAAGACUGUCAAAGAGAAAGAAUUGAAACAUGGCUCGAAUUGUUCAUAUAUGUCCCCAAAUGGUCAGGCAGAGGAAAAAGACUCUUUUUCUCAAAAUACUACUUACGUACCGUUUGUCGCUGCCGUCGUAAGCACCAGUGAAUCGUCAGACAAGACUUCCUACGUACCCAUUAUGCCUAAAACUAGCGACACCUCAACACAUUCAAGACAAACUACUACCUCAGUUCUUACUGCUAAGCAACUAACUUCGACUGAAUCAGAAACUACACCUUCAAAGACUAUGGAUAAUAAUUAUAUAAUGAAUAUGCAUUCUCAGGAAAGUGCUAUUGGAACAGUCCCUGUCGUAUACAUGCCAAUGAGUCCAAUAUCUGUUGUUAGCCCUGUACAAUUUGUGCAAAUAGGGAAAAACGUCAUAUGUUUGGAGUCUCCUCAGUCAGCUAUGAGUCCUCCGGUUACUUCAAACCGGCCUGUUUACUUGAGCAUUCCUAACCACAACUCCAACGUGGAGGUGUACAAAUCACAUCCCAAACCAGUAACUGUUCCUAACUAUUCCACGAAGAAAGUCGGUAGAGCCAUUCUUCUCUCAAAUCAGCAACUAGAAUGCCAGCGGAAUGACAUACUCAUGGCCCUAAACAGUACUCGUAAACUAGUGAAUAAUACUCAUAGGUACCGUGCAAUAUCGUUGCUUAACCACACCAACUUGCUGCAUAGACCAAACAUUUUGAAAGUCAAAAGCAUCAACAAAGUGAAUUGUAAGAGAUCGGCCAUCGACAAACUAAACACAAGUGAUAGUAAACAGAUGAGGCUGACCGCUACCGUAAAUGGCUUGAACUCUGAUAUUAGUGAAUCUGCAGAGGCUCCUCAGUCCAAUAACUGCAUCCAAGAAAAAAUUGCUCUACUCAACAUGAAAUAGUAUACAUCCAAAGUUUUUUUCUGUAUAUAUGUAUUAUAAUUUUAAGCUGUUUUCUA